AGGAAGGGGAGGGACCGCCGCCGGAGGAAGGCUGGUGAAUCCUGGGCGCGCUCCACGGUCUCCCCCGGCGAAGAAGGGAGAGGCGAUGACUUCGCUCAGCCUCGUUCAGCCCCCCGAAGAGGACGCCCGUGGGAAGAUCAGCAGAUGGUACGUGAAGAGUAUAUUUCACCAACACCAGGUACUGACAUACAGAGACCAGAACCUCCGUAUGUCUACAAUGUUGGCAUUUAUGGCUGGAGAAAGCGCUGCCUUUAUUUAUUUAUCCUCCUCUUGAUCAUCAUUCUAGUUGUGAAUCUUGCUCUGACAAUUUGGAUUCUUAAAGUAAUGUGGUUUUCAUCAGCUGGAAUGGGAUACCUACAGGUUAAUACUGAUGGGCUUCGUCUAGAAGGAGAGUCUGAAUUUUUAUAUCCAUUAUAUGUCAAAGAAAUUCACUCCAGAAAGGAUUCACCCUUACUUUUGAAAUCUUCUCAUAAUGUGACUUUGAAUGCACGCAAUAAUGAUGGAAAUGUCACAGGCAGAUUAAGUGUAGAUCCAGACAUGGUACAGUUCCAUAGUCAACAAUUUCAGAUCAACUCUAUGAAUCUCAAUGAAAAGCCACUUUUUACAGUGCAUGAGAGUGACACUGUGAUUGGUACAGAGAAACUUCGAGUCACAGGUCCAGAAGGUGCCCUUUGCGAACAUUCUGUAGAAACACCCCUUGUCCAAGGUGUGGGAGAUGAUGUCAAAAAUCUAACACUUAAACUUGAAUCACCAACACGGUCUCUCACCAUGAAUGCUCCAAGAGAAGUUCACAUCAAAGCAGAAAAUGGAGAUGUUAUUGGACUCUCUCAUUUGGAUAUCACAUUCCAUAGUACCAAUGGCAUGGUCUUUGAUGCUCAAAAUUUGCUACUGCCAGAUUUGCUUCAAGGAACAAAUGGAGAAUCUGAGAGAUCUGAAGGACUUUAUGAAAUUUGUGCUUGCCCAGAUGGAAGGUUAUACUUAUCAGUGGCUGAUACAGUUUCUACUUGCUUACAAUACAGUCAUAAUUGUCAAUAAAGCACCAGAACACAACUUGA
Molecule: messenger RNA, 1055 nt
Organism: Protobothrops mucrosquamatus (brown spotted pit viper)
Lineage: Eukaryota; Metazoa; Chordata; Lepidosauria; Squamata; Viperidae
Gene: SGCG
Product: sarcoglycan gamma
Exons: 8
Coding region: 145-1035 (296 amino acids)
Biological process (GO): cardiac muscle tissue development; heart contraction
Cellular component (GO): sarcoglycan complex; sarcolemma
Source: RefSeq, a predicted model, not a curated record